GGCGCUGCUGCGGCUGCGCGGGCCGACGCCGGAAGUGCGGGCGGGCAGGCCGGGGCGGCGGGUCGGGGUUGCGGGGCCGCCAUGAGGCGGGACGUGCGCAUCCUGCUGCUGGGCGAAGCCCAGGUGGGGAAGACGUCGCUGAUUCUGGCGCUGGUGGGCGAGGAGUUCCCGCAGGAGGUGCCUGCCCGCGCCGAGGAGAUCACCAUCCCCGCUGACGUGACCCCGGAGAGGGUGCCCACGCACAUCGUGGAUUCCUCAGAGGCGGAGCAGUCGGCGGAGGAGCUGCAGGAGGAGAUCCACAAGGCGAAUGUGGUGUGCAUGGUGUACGAUGUCUCGGAGGAAGUCACAAUCGAGAAGAUUCGAACCAAAUGGAUCCCGCUAGUGAAUGCAGGAACAGAGAGGGGGCCCAGGCUGCCCAUCAUCCUGGUGGGCAACAAGUCAGACCUGCGUCCCGGGAGUUCGCUGGAGGCUGUGCUGCCCAUAAUGAGCCAGUUUCCUGAGAUUGAGACCUGUGUGGAGUGCUCUGCCAAGAGCUUGCGGAAUGUCUCGGAGCUGUUCUACUACGCCCAGAAAGCCGUGCUGCACCCCACAGCCCCACUGUACGACACAGAGGCCAAGCAGCUGCGGCCUGCAUGCGUGCAGGCCCUCACCCGGGUCUUCACGCUCUGGGACCAGGACCUGGACCAGGUGCUCAGCGACGAGGAGCUCAAUGCCUUCCAGGCAUCCUGCUUCGGCCGCCCAUUGGCCCCACAGGCCCUGGAGGACGUCAAGAUGGUGGUGUGCAGGAACGUGGCCAACGGUGUGCGGGACAAUGGGCUGACCCUGGAUGGCUUCCUCUUCCUCAACACGCUGUUUGUCCAGCGCGGCCGACAUGAGACCACAUGGACUAUCCUGCGCCACUGUGGCUACGGGGAUGACCUUCAGCUGACCGACGACUACCUCUUCCCGCCGCUGCUUGUGCCUCCCGGCUGCAGCACGGAGCUCAGCCACCUCGGCCACCAGUUUGUGCAGAGAGCCUUUGAAAAGCAUGACCAGGAUCGAGAUGGCGCCCUCUCACCCGCUGAGCUGCAAAGCCUCUUCAGCGUCUUUCCUGAAGCCCCCUGGGGGCCAGGGCUUCCUGGCUCCAUCCGCACUGAGGCUGGGCACCUGGGGCUGCGCGGCUACCUGUGCCAGUGGGCCCUGGUGACCUACCUGGAUGUGCAUCGCUGCCUCGGGCAUCUGGGCUACCUGGGCUACCCCACGCUCUGUGGGCCAAACUCGCAGGCACAGGCCAUCACAGGUGGGUGCCCGUCACCAUCCCCAGGCGCCAUUCCCUGGCCGGUGAUGCCCUCACCUAGUUUGGUCCUUGCAGUGACCCGGGAGAAGCGGCUAGACCAAGAGAAGGGUCAGACGCAGCGGAAUGUCCUUCUGUGCAAGGUGCUAGGGGCCGCAGGCGUGGGCAAGUCAGCCUUCCUGCAGGCCUUCCUGGGCCGCGGCCUGGGGCACCCAGAGACCCCCGAGGAGCCCCCUGCCUACGCCGUGGACAUCGUGCAGGUGCACGGGCAAGACAAGUACUUGAUUCUCUGCGAGGUCAGUCCCGAGGGUCCCCUGGACGCCAGCUGCGAUGUCGCCUGCCUCCUGUUUGAUAGCACUGACCCCGUGUCCUUCGCGCACUGCGCCCACCUCUACAAGCGCCAUUACAUGGACGGGCAGACGCCUUGCCUCUUCAUCUCCUCCAAGGCCGACCUGCUGGGGGGCGCUGCUGGCCCUGGCCUGGCGCCCGCUGAAUUCUGCCACCGCCACCGGCUGCCGGCCCCUACCCCUUUCUCCUGUGCUGGCCCUGGCCCGCCCAACCCGGCUGCCUUCUCUCGGCUCGCCGCCAUGGCCGCCUUCCCGCACCUGCUGCAGGCAGAGCCAGGCCCUUCCUGCCCCUGGCUCUGGGGCUUGCUGGGCGUCAUGGGGGCUGCCAUGGUCGCUGUCCUUGGCUUCUCGCUCUUCAGGGUCCUCAGGAGCCGAUGAGGCCUCCCCAACUCCUCAUAGGACCCCAUCUCGGCUUAGCACGGUGGCCCCCAGGGCAGUGGGACUGCAAAUUCUGUCUGUCCUGGGCCUGGG
Ochotona princeps (American pika) is the source of this 2091-nucleotide messenger RNA. RefSeq names its product ras homolog family member T2 (gene RHOT2). Lineage: Eukaryota; Metazoa; Chordata; Mammalia; Lagomorpha; Ochotonidae. The transcript is spliced from 18 exons. The record is from RefSeq and is a predicted model, not a curated record. Gene Ontology annotation, molecular function: GTP binding; calcium ion binding; GTPase activity. Gene Ontology annotation, biological process: mitochondrion organization; mitochondrion transport along microtubule; regulation of mitochondrion organization. Gene Ontology annotation, cellular component: mitochondrial outer membrane. Bases 82 to 1998 code for a protein of 638 amino acids.